This is a messenger RNA of Synchiropus splendidus (mandarinfish), 6723 nucleotides long. Its product is annotated as protocadherin-15-like. Lineage: Eukaryota; Metazoa; Chordata; Actinopteri; Syngnathiformes; Callionymidae. The transcript has 38 exons. Gene Ontology annotation, cellular component: catenin complex; stereocilium; plasma membrane. Gene Ontology annotation, molecular function: cadherin binding; calcium ion binding. The coding region runs from base 573 to 5741 and encodes 1722 amino acids. The record is from RefSeq and is a predicted model, not a curated record. Gene Ontology annotation, biological process: inner ear development; homophilic cell-cell adhesion; sensory perception of sound.
CAUGGCCACAUUAAAAUUACACAGUGGACUAUUAACGGGCCCCUCUCCUUCAGUUUGGUAGACUGAAUUUAAGAAUUAGAUCAGGGCUUAAAUUAAAUGCAAAUGUUGCACAAAAAAAUAAUAUUUUUGUUUCAUCUUUGAUUGAUAUAAGCCAAAAUAAGGAACGAUAUAUUCUGAUAUAUUUUCCCGGCGUGGUUAAUAGGUCACGCUGAUAGUUGCGUGGGGAGGAGUCUGGACGGAGCUUUAGCUCAGAUCACCUUUACUGACCGCCCGGUGUAAUAAGAUUAGCCACUCUGCACGUCAUGACCGCGGAGAGAGAGAGAGACGGAGUGUAACUGAGGAAGGGACAGACGGACGGGAGGGGAAAUAGAGUGAGACAGAUCGGAGGAGAGCGGAAGAGUCGCUGGUGCUGGACCAUCGGCGCGUGUUGCUGCUGCUCGCCGGUGAAGUGAGCGCUUCUUCUGGGCUGAGGAGCCGCUGGAAGACGCUGGAAUUGUGGAUCCUUUAACGGGACCUUGCUGCGUUUGUCUUGAGAAGGAACAUGGUGGGCAGGAAAUAAGGCUCAACAGAAGAUGCGACGGGGUUGGUGGCUGGUCAGAUGGCUGGGGACAGGAAUGGCAAUCCUCUCUGUGCUCACGUACAGCUGUGGCCAGGACACGGAAGACUGGCAGUACGAGGAGUGCAAGCUUUCACGUCCAGGACCUCCUGCGACAAUAGUCACCAUCGACGAGGAGAGCCCCAACGGUACGGUUCUGGUGGAGAACAUGCAGAUAAACGGCCGAGCCCAGGACCCAGGCAGAACCAUCUCGCUGACAUUGCUGGACAACUACAACUACUGGGUGAUUUUGGAACCAGCCAGACAGAGACUCUACCUCAACAGCACUGGGCGCAUUCUGGACAGAGACCCCCCGAACUACAUCACUACCAUUGUGGUUCAGGUCCAGUGCACAAAUGAGCUGGUGGGUACAGUCAUUUUCCAUGAGGUUCGGAUUGUUGUAAGGGACCGGAAUGACAACACGCCACGGUUUCAGCAGCCACGCUACUAUGUUGCGGUGAAUGAGCUCACCCCUGUUGGGACCACCAUAUUUACGGGCUUCUCAGGAAAUAACGGCGCCACGGAUAUUGACGAUGGACCCAACGGACACAUAGAGUACAGCAUUCUUUACAACCCCAAUGACCCGGCGUCUAACGGGACCGUGAGUGUUGCGAAUACUCUUUCUGGACACAUCAUUUUGGCUGAGAGGCUGAACUAUGAGGAGAGAACACGCUACCUGGUGUUGGUGCAAGCAAACGACCGUGCUCCGUACCCUCCAAACCGACGCACCGCGACUACGACCCUGACUCUCGACGUUCUGGAUGGAGACGACCUGGGUCCCAUGUUUCUGCCUUGCGUCCUUGUGAACAACACCCAUGACUGCAACCCCCUCACCUACCGCGUUGCUAUUCCUGAGUUCACUGAGCCGAGUAAAUUGAACCCACUAAACGUGACGCCGCCGAUCCGGGCCGUGGACAUGGACAGAAACAUCCAGCCGCCAUCGGACAGGCCGAAUAUUCUUUACUUCAUCCUGGUUGGACACCCGGUCACCUACCCGCAGUACUUCUCACUCAACAAAACCACUGCAGAGCUGCGGGUCCUGCAGCCCAUCAGCAGGGACUUGUAUCAAAAGUUCACCCUCAUCAUAAAGGCGGAGCAAGAUAACGGUCAUCCGCUGCCCGCAUUCGCUGACCUCAUUAUUGAGAUCCUGGACGAAAACAACCAGGCGCCAUAUUUCCAAUUUGCUACCUACCAGGGCUACGUGAGCGAGUCUUCUCCGGUCGGUACCACAAUAUCUGCCGACGCUAAUCUCACCACUCCCCUGGGGAUUGCCGCUCUGGACAACGAUAUUGAGGAGACAAAAGAUCCCAUGGUGAAGAUAACCAUGAAUGACUUCACUGUCAUCUUUGGCCUGACCCAGACUGGGAUCAUCCGCUACCUGAGGCUGCUGAAGCCAGUGGACCGCGAGACGAAGAUGACCUAUGCUUUCACGAUGGUGGCCUCAGAUGGUGUCCAGCAAAGCGCCCCAGUGACCGUCAACAUCCUUGUCAUUGACGCCAACGACAACACCCCCACAUUCGCUGAGGUUUCCUACAGCGUUGAAGUCUUCACCGACAUGCAACCAGGGGAGACGGUGCUGCAGUUAACUGCCGCAGAUGCUGAUGAGGGACUGAAUGGACUUGUGACCUAUGAGAUUCUGGCUGGAGCCCAGGGCGACUUCAUCAUCAGUAAUCGCACAGGACGCAUCACAGUGGCACCUGGUGUCACCUUAACUGUGGGACGCUCGUAUGCACUGACUGUCAAAGCAUCUGACAAUGCGCCAGAAACACAGAGAAGGAGCUCCAUCACUACAGUUUAUAUUGAAGUUUUGCCUCCAAACAACCAGAGCCCCCCACGGUUCCCCCUCUUCACCUACAGCCUUGAAGUUAGUGAAGCCAUGAGGAUUGGAGCCAUUUUGCUCAAUCUGCAGGCCACUGACAGAGAAAAUGAUCCAAUUACGUACCAGAUUGUGAGAGGAGACUCUCAGAAUGUCUUCAACCUCUCUGAAACGAUUGGCCUUCUACUUCUUGGAAAACCUCUGGACAGGGAGACGACCGACCGCUACCAGCUGACUGUCACAGCAUCGGAUGGCAACCCAGGCGGAACAUCAACGACUACCGUCAACAUUGUCGUGACUGAUGUGAACGACAACGACCCGGAGUUUGACGCCACCUUCCCUACUAAUUUCACUGUGCAAGAAGAGGAGAAGGAUCUCUUUGUCGGGCAAGUCCAGGCCACAGAUCCAGAUGCUGGGGCUAAUGGGCAGGUGCGCUACCGGAUCGUGAAUCACCCGGACUUGUUCAUAAUCCGCACUAACGGCAGCAUCUACACCAGAGUCCCUCUGGACAGGGAGCUCAGGAGCAAGUAUGAGCUGGUGGUGGAAGCGUCAGAUGGAGCGGUGGACCCACGCCGGACCACCUUGACCCUGUCGGUAGAGGUCAAGGAUAUUGAUGACAACAGCCCUGUAUUCUCACAGCAGACGUACGUGGUGAACGUACCUGAGAACACCCCUGUGGGCACCGUGGUGCUGAAGCUCAGCGCAGUGGACGCCGACCUCUUCUCCAAUGUCACAUAUCGAAUAAAGACUGAGUCUGCCAGACAGUUGUUUUCUCUCCAUCCCCUCACGGGAGAGUUGGCUGUGCUGCAGACGCUGGACUUCGAGGGCCUGGCUACGAUGGGCAUGGGAGCUUCAUACACUUUCCAGGUGGAAGCCAUCGACCAAGGAGGGGUCAUGCCCCCUGGGCAGGCAACUGUCACGGUCCGCAUCACGGACAUGAAUGACUUUUCGCCAGUCUUCAGGCAAGCGCUGUACAAAGGCAUGGUGGCACCCAAUGCAGAAAAAGGAACCGUCAUCACAACCGUUUUUGCCGAGGACCAAGACCCAGCGGGCACGCCGGCUAGUUUUGUCCGCUACAGAGUGGACCAGGACAAGUCACCGUACAGUGGCAGCAUCUUUGACGUGGAGGAAGAAAGUGGAAGAGUCAUCACCAAAGUCAACCUUAAUGAGGAGCCCAGCGUCACCUUCAAGCUGUUCGUGAUCGCGUUUGAUGACGGCGAGCCGGUGAAGACAAACAGCACUUUAGUGGAGAUCACUGUCCUCCAGCCUUCCCGCAUCCCAAUAUUCACUCAGGAGGAGUACAGGUUUUCUUCAAUUAGCGAGUUGGCUCCGCUCGGGACUCCAGUCGGGACGGUUCUCGCCGCCGCUAUCAACCAGACAAUCUUUUAUUCAAUCGUGGGAGGAAAUGAUUUGGGUCACUUUCAAAUAAACAACAAAACUGGAGUCAUAUCCACUGCAAAACCACUGGACUAUGAAAACGUGACCAGCUACGUCCUCAGAGUCCAGGCCGACUCGAUGAUCGUGGUCAUGUCAAACCUGCGUGUGCCUUCCAAAACUAACACAGCUAAGGUGUACAUUGAGGUGCACGAUGAGAACGACCACCCGCCUGUAUUCACCAGGAAGCUGUACAUCGGCGGAGUGACGGAGGACGCUAAGAUCUUCAGCUCUGUACUCAAGAUAGUGGCCACUGACAAAGACACUGGGAACUAUAGUGCUAUGGCAUAUCGCCUUAUCAUCCCACCGACAGCAGAAGGCCAGGACAGCUUUGUCAUCGAAACUUACACCGGCAUCAUCAAGUCAGCAAUGAUGUUCCGGAACAUGCGCAGGUCCUACUUCAAGUUUGAAGUAAUUGCGACAGAUGACUACGGAAAAGGUCUUAGCAGCAGCGCAGAGGUUGUUGUUUCUGUGGUCAACGCUCUGGAUAUGCAGGUUGUCGUGUCAACGGUUCCCCCGACUUUAGUGGAGGAGAAAAAGGAGGAGCUUAUACGCAUUCUUGAGCGGCAUGUUCAGGACCAGAUUCCAGGUGCCAAGGUAAUUGUGGAAGCCAUCGGACCGCGUCGUCAUGGAGACGGAUUUGAGCUGGAAGACUACAGUAAAUCAGACCUGAUGGUGUACGCCAUUGACCCGCUCACAAACAGGGCCAUUUCUCGUCAGGAGCUCUUCAAAUUCCUGGAUGGAAAUGUCCUUGAAAUCAACAAAGAGUUCCAGCCUCACCUGGGCGAGGGCGGCCGGAUCCUGGAGAUCCGCUCACCUGACAUCGUGGCCAGCGUGAAGAAGGCCGCCCAGGCGGUGGGCUACACCGAGGGGGCUCUCCUGGCUCUGGCCAUCAUCAUCAUCCUCUGCUGCAUCCCAGCCAUCCUCAUCGUCAUGGUCACCUACAAACAAUUCAAAGAACGGCAAGCCGAGUGUGCCAAAACUGCCAGAAUUCAGAUGGCGUUGCCACCAGGGGGGAAGGCGGCUCCUGCCAGCACAGCUGGUGCGAACCUUUACGAAGAGCUCGGCGACAGCAGCAUGAGGCGAGCGUACGGCAGACAGCAACUGCUGAGGCCUUCUCUCCUGAGACCCGAGGAGCUCAAUGUGGAGUCAGGUCCAGACCAAGGACAGGACUACUACACACAGGACUACUAUAAUUAUGACCAAGGGUACGGCAGUCGCCGGAGGUUGAUAUCUCCGAUGUAUGAUGAAUAUGGAGAAGUGAUCUUGGAGGAUGAAUAUUUCUACGGCCCCGAGCCUGGGAGGAAGAAGCGGGUCCGGCUGGUUGUGGACGGUGACACUGAGACCCCCUCUACUGGCGAGGAGUCCACCACCGAACCUCAGAGGAACCGACUUCCCAACAGCCACAGCAACAUCAACGGGAACGUUUAUCUCUCCCAGAACGGCACUAUUGUCCGAACCCGGCGAACCCCACACCCCAACAACCUAAAGAUGGGCUCCCCCUGCCGGCUGAAUAAGCAUUUUAAAAAACUAGACAUUCUUGGAGUGACGCAUGAGGAGGCCACACCGAUUCACAGCGGCGACGAAACAGACAAAAACCCUGAAAAUGGGACGGGGACUUGCAUACCCCCUAAUGUGGACAUCAAUCUCAACACUCGGUCCUCUUGUGGUUCACUCCACUCCAGCAUCACCAGCUCUGGGUCCAAAACGAGUAUUCCCAAGGCUUUGAUUGACAGGAACAGCAGCGGCCUCUGCGUCAACCAGGAGAUUUCAGUUGACAGCCGCAAGGACAGCAGGGAGACGCUGGCAUCCCACAGCGAUCACACUAUAUCAGACGAAGAGGAGUUAUGGAUGGGACCCUGGAAUAAUCUCCACAUACCAAUGACAAAACUCUGAUGGGCCAUGAGGCAAGUUUUCUAUUUUGUUACGUCCUGUUGUUUUUGUUUUUCAAAAGCUGCGUGCCUCCGACUUGCAAGUCCUGAUCAGCUUUCAAAAGUCUAUAUCUGUGAAUUCGAUCGCACACUUGCUGAACUUCAAUACCGACAGCUUCCCUGUCGGUGCUCUCAAAUAUAGCUGCUUGUGGACCAUGUCAAAUAUCAUGAUUUACUUUUUAUAUUCCAGUGGGGUCUGUAUAAGCUAUGUCAAAUACAAAUUGCAGUUAGUAAAAUGAGAGACAUGGAGGUGCAGUUGGGUCUUUCGUCACCGCGUAAACACGCGUUGAAGGCUCGCAGAUCAUUUUCACCAACUCACUCUGUUUUUUGACCAUUUUAUGGUACCAUUUUAUUCUCAAGGCCUUGUUUUCUCUUAACCAAGUGCUCUGGUUUAUGUUUCUGAAACAGCUGUGACCCGUCCUUGAAAUCUUAAACAGACAGUUGAAACCUGCUUUGAGUUUAAUUUUGAAUACAAUUUUUUCAUUCGUUAUUUGAGGAGCCAAUUUGUCCAUACGCAGUUUGUUCAUGAUGAACAUGAAUGAUGUUUUAAUUAACCAGUUUCAAGGUUGUAAUCCUACCAACAAACCUGUUUUCCCAUUAAAACGACUGGUUUUAUUACAAAUCUACUGUGAGUUUAUGUCUUUUAAUAAAUAUACUGGAUUAAAAAGUGACUUUGGCGAACCAUAAUCAGGUGAACCAGAUUAUUCUUGUGAUAUUAUCUUUAGUUUAAAUCACACUCUUAUCUUGUGCUUAACUUCCAUGUAUUAUUUUCUCGAUAUUUGAUUCUCUCAGGCGCAGGUGGAGAUUAUAAAGUCUAUGAUGAUGAAGAAGAGAUAUUUUGAUAACUAUUGCAGAAAUGAUUGUCACUGAAGAAUUCAUGUUCAGAUUAUUCCAGAGGGUGCUGUAAAAAGGAACAAAUCAUAGGAUGAUAUUUUUGUCUAUUUUGU